CGCUGGUCUAGAGCUGAUGUGCUGUUGUUAAUUUCCUGCUAUGUCGAACGCAGAGAACGAUUUAAAGAUAUAAACAAAAAGAACAAGUCCCUGUGGGAAGAAAUCAGCGAAGAAUUAAAGAAGAACGGAGUGUUCUUUAAUGCCAAGGCGUGUGAGACGAAAUUGAAAAAUCUGAAGAGAAGUUAUGUUGCUUGUGUUGAUCACAACAAAGUCAGCGGAAAUGACCGAAAGAAAUGCAACUUCUAUGACGAACUUCACGAAAUAUUUUCGAAAGAUGAUGCCAUCGCUCCAAAAACAUUGUGCAGCAACAUUGAUGGUAAACGGAGCAAAGAUGCAGUCAAGAGUGUUAAAAAUUCCAGUUCCACAUUGAGUUCCACAGGUAGUGACACAGAGGAGCCUGUGGUUACAAAAAAAAAAGAAAAAGAAGUUACCAGAGCGGAAGAAAAGAGAAGACCUCGUUGGGCUCUUUAAGGAAUUUACACAAGACAGGAAAGAGGAAGAAAAGGAAAAGAUUAAAAAGUUUGAAAAUAUGCACAAUGAACGCAUGGCACUCAUCGGCCGAUUUUUGAAUGUUUUUGAAAAUCAUUGA
Molecule: messenger RNA, 589 nt
Organism: Pocillopora meandrina
Lineage: Eukaryota; Metazoa; Cnidaria; Anthozoa; Scleractinia; Pocilloporidae
Source: the annotation of a GenBank genome assembly